Molecule: messenger RNA, 420 nt
Organism: Wasmannia auropunctata (little fire ant)
Lineage: Eukaryota; Metazoa; Arthropoda; Insecta; Hymenoptera; Formicidae
Product: UPF0619 GPI-anchored membrane protein AFUA_3G00880-like
Exons: 3
Coding region: 1-420 (139 amino acids)
Source: RefSeq, a predicted model, not a curated record
AUGCCUAUUAAAUGGAAACCAUCCUUCAGAUCAAUCAAUGUGAACACCCGUUUAUUUCCAAGUCGAGCUAGACAGUCUUCGAUCAGUGGAAAAUUACACGGCCUGUCCAAAAAUGGCUUUAAAAAAUUUUUUUUAAUAAAAAAUAAAAUUUUAAUUAUAUAUAAUUACCUGUUAGGUAAUUUAUCUGUCACAGAAUCUAACCUGCGCUGCACGGCAUUUACUAUGUCUUCACUGCUACUUACUGCUACUGUUACUGCUACUGCUACUGCUACUGCUACUGCUACUGCUACUGCUACUGCUACUGCUACUGAUACUGAUACUGCUACUGCUACUGCUACUGCUACUGCUACUGCUACUGCUACUGCUACUGCUACUGCUACUGCCACUACUAUACUGCUACUACCCCUGAUAGCCAAAUAA